Diospyros lotus (date-plum) is the source of this 1298-nucleotide messenger RNA. Its product is annotated as WRKY DNA-binding transcription factor 70-like. The record is from RefSeq and is a predicted model, not a curated record. Lineage: Eukaryota; Viridiplantae; Streptophyta; Magnoliopsida; Ericales; Ebenaceae. Gene Ontology annotation, biological process: regulation of DNA-templated transcription. Bases 171 to 1151 code for a protein of 326 amino acids. The transcript is spliced from 3 exons. Gene Ontology annotation, molecular function: DNA-binding transcription factor activity; sequence-specific DNA binding.
CUGAGCUAUUUCGCCUCACUUUCCUCUCAUCAAACUCCGUUUCUUCUUCACAUCUUCUCUCCCUUUGCUUCUCACUUUCCUCACUCUCCACCUAUAGCCUCAUCCUUUUCUCUCUCUCUCUCUCUCUCUCUCUCUCUCUGCCUUCUGCUUCGGACAAGGAUAAGAGAAAAAUGGGGACUCUCUUGCCGGGAAAAUCCUGCGGUAUCCCGACAAGGGCGGUGGAGAAGCUGGUCCAGGGCCGGGAUUUGGCGGGCCAGCUUCAGAUUCUGCUUGAGAAGCCCGCCGGAGGUUGCGGAUCUGUCUCGGCCAAGGAGCUUGUGGUGAAAAUCUUGGCGACCUUCACUGAGACUCUCUGUGUGCUGGAAUCUUGGGAUUCCGGCGAGGAUUCCCAGUUUCCGGCGGCUACGCCAGUGGGGUCUCCCAGCUUCGGUGACCAGGUGUCGGUUGACUCCGGGGAGAGUAGCAAGCGGCCGGCGGCGGCAAAGGACCGGCGGGGCUGUUACAAGAGAAGAAAGACUGCAGAUUCAUGGACAAAAGUCUCGAACUCGGCUCAAGAUGGCUAUGCAUGGAGGAAGUAUGGACAAAAGGAAAUCCUGAACGCCGACUUCCCCAGGUGCUACUUUAGGUGCACACACAAGCCUGAUCUAGGUUGCCAAGCAACAAAACAAGUUCAGAAGAUUCAAGAAGAUCCCAUCAUCUACCAAAGCACAUACUUCGGCCACCAUACUUGCGGAAACACAGCUCAGAGAUCAGCUUCCCAAGGCAUCUCAGAUGAUCAUUCUGAUCGUGCGAAAUCUUUUAUUCUAGAAUUCGAACCAAAGGGCCAAAUCAGUGAAGAUCAGCCCCACGGCCACGGCCUCUCUAAUUUCCCAGUGCCAGUAAAAGUAGAGGAGCCUAAAAUUAAGGUAUCAUCAUCUCUGGGCUCUAUCCAAUUGCAGGAUCUAUUUUUAAUGCCAUCUUUGGAGGGUACCGUGAAGUUCUCUGAACAUGAAGAUGUAAUCUCCAGCAAUGUGUAUUCAUCUGCAUCUACUGGUUCUGAAGGCCUUGUUGAUGACAUGAACUAUCUGAUUGAUGUUGAUGGUGGUGAUUUUGGGAAUUACCUUAGUUUUGAAGAGAUCAUUAGUGGUGAGCCCAAUGCUUUAGGGCUUUAAUAGCAAGAUGAUAAAGUAUAUUCUUAAUCUUAAUGUAACCAUAUAUAUUCUCUUAACUUUCUGUGGCAUGGAAAGUGUACACACACACACACACACACAGAUAUAUAUAUAUAUAUAUGUAUGACUACGAUCAUCUUGCUUUUGUCA